Phragmites australis (common reed) is the source of this 507-nucleotide messenger RNA. RefSeq lists its product as uncharacterized. Bases 1 to 507 code for a protein of 168 amino acids. The record is from RefSeq and is a predicted model, not a curated record. The transcript has 2 exons. NCBI's taxonomy places the organism in Eukaryota, Viridiplantae, Streptophyta, Magnoliopsida, Poales, Poaceae.
AUGGAACCUGCCGUGGAGCUGCCGCAGUACAUCUUCUUCGACAUAUCCGGCACGGGCCUCGUAUCACUGCUACAGAACGGCGGAUGUUUGGGUACAGCUCCGGCCGUGGAGCACAUCGGCGUUCCGUUUGACACCCAGGUCUUGGGGUUGGAGGCGCUUCACCGGACGCGGCUGUGUCGCGCCGACCUCGCAACUCACCGGCCGGUGGUCAUCCAAGUUGGCACGGCGAUGACCACUUGUGAUCAUGUGCGAACCACUGACCCCGACGCCAUAUCGGACGCAGGCACGUCGGGGGUUCAGGCUGCCAUGGAGUCCGAGGACGAACUGGAUAGUUUAGGUGAGCUUUUCUUCGACGAGAGCUUUGCAGAGAAGAUCGAUGCGUUGGGUGAGCUGGUGGGUAUGAAGGGCACCUACGAGCCUGCGGCUGUGCCGGGUGAAGUUGUCAGGGUGCUCCAGGAGAUGAAUCGGAAGACGGAGCGUUCUGUAUGCACAACGAGGGCCGUCUGA